GUCGUCCUGAGGCAUCACAGGCAUCCUGUCAAAGAAGAGGAACUUUUGCACCACGAGGCAGAUGGGGAGGCAGCUAAUAUUGAAGGUUUUACUGGGUUCGGCUUUCAUGUGGCUGUUGGUGCUGCUGGUAGAUCAACAGCAAGGUCCCGGCGUACCUUCAGUGGCUCUGUGGCCCUCAUCCCAGAAAGCUCCCACUAAAGACCUGCUGGGCCUCUCUUCAAGGAAGUUUGAGUGGCAGGCUCAGACACCACACCCCUUGGACCUGAGAUACCCUUAUCCCUACCCCUUCCUGAUCAACCAUCCUGAGAAGUGUGAAGAUCUCAGAGGUGUGCCCUUCCUGCUCAUGCUGGUGAUGACCCAGGCCCAGGACGUGGGGAUACGCCAUGCCAUCCGGCAAACAUGGGGCAAUGAGACUUUGAUUCCUGGUGUGGUCAUCCACCGCCUCUUUGUUCUUGGCCUACCCCAACCCCUCUUUGCUGAGGAACUUCAGGCCCUCGUGGAGGAGGAGGACAGGGAGCAUGGGGAUCUCCUCCAGGUGGGCUUCCUGGAUACAUACCGCAACUUGACUCUCAAGGUCCUCAUGGGGCUGGAAUGGAUGGCCCAGUACUGUCCCACUGCCCACUAUGUGCUCAAGGUGGAUAGUGAUGUCUUCCUAAACCCCAGCUACCUGGUCCAGCAAGUGUUGCGGCCUAGUGGACCCCUGCGGCCCAACUUCGUCACAGGCCACAUCUACAGAAACACAGGCCCCUUGCGGAGACGGGGUCACAAGUGGUACGUGCCCCGAGAGUUGUAUUCCCAGGACAAGUAUCCAGACUACUGUGGAGGCGCUGGCUAUGUGAUGUCUGGCCCCCUGGCCCUCAGGAUCCUCACUGUAGCUCAGGGAAUCAAAGCCAUCUACUUGGAGGAUGUGUUUGUGGGGUUGUGCCUGAAACAGCUUGGAGUGAAGCCCACACCUCCUCCCCCCAACACCUUCCUGAUGUCCAGGAGGAAGUAUGACCAUUGUGCCUUCCACCAACUUGUCCUGGUUCAUCGCUUCCAGCCCCAACAGUUACUGCAGAUAUGGCCAGACUUCCUGACAGCUAACAUCACCUGCUAAGUGGGACAGUGGAUAGAUCAUGGAUAUGGAAUCAGAAAGAGCUGAGUUCAAAUCUGUCCUCACACUGGGAAGUCAUUUAACUUCUGUUUGCCUCAGUUAUCUCAAUUGAAAAUGAAGACAUAAUAGAACCUAACUCUCUAGGUGGUUGUGAAGAAAAAAAAUGCAGUAAUAUUUGUAAAUCGCUUAGCACAGUGCCUGGCCCAUAAUAGGUGUUUAAAACUUGCUUAUUUCCUUCCUCCUUUCCCAUGGAGUGAGGGUUUAGCAAAGGGGCCCACAUACCCCACCCCCCACCUCAGCACACAUAGCUAGAAAGAGAGUGGUCACUAGUUCAAUCCCACAGGGUUUUCCAAGCUGCCUAAGUUUCUCAAGGCAGCCCUAUUAUAGCCCAGUGAUCUCAUGGAGUUGCUGUCAACUCAGGCCUUUUCCUCCUUCCUUCCCACUUAGAACUCUUCAGAGUUCACUCUUCCAGCAACUCAAUGGGUCUUUCAGCCUGUAUGGGCUCUGAAUUGACCCUCAUUCCUCAAGUACAUUUCCAGGUCUGAAAAGACAGCCUGGUUUAUGGACAAAACACUGGAUUUUGAGUGAAGGGACUUGGCUUAGAGUCCCAGACCAUGGUUGUUUCCCUCUUAGCCUUAGUGGUCUUGUCUACAAAUAAGU
Messenger RNA from Phascolarctos cinereus (koala), 1753 nucleotides. Its product is annotated as beta-1,3-galactosyltransferase 2-like. Gene Ontology annotation, molecular function: N-acetyl-beta-D-glucosaminide beta-(1,3)-galactosyltransferase activity. Gene Ontology annotation, biological process: protein O-linked glycosylation. The record is from RefSeq and is a predicted model, not a curated record. Gene Ontology annotation, cellular component: Golgi membrane. NCBI's taxonomy places the organism in Eukaryota, Metazoa, Chordata, Mammalia, Diprotodontia, Phascolarctidae.